UACAGAGGCAAAAAUGUGCUCAGAGUCAAACCCUCAUCCUUUCUGGUUUCUCUGAAGUCUCAUUCGCACACAGAUGGGGGCUCUGCGGCUUCCCUCUCUCACUUCCAUUUUCGCCGUCUCCUCUGGCCGCUCUUCGUUGUUUCUCCGCCGCAGCAACCAGCUCCAUGUGCGGAAACUCACUACUACAACCAAACUUUUCGCCCAGACUACGCCUGCCACGGAGGUCGCUCCCCCUGAAUCGAACCAGAAGCCCCUUGCUCAGGAACAAGGCAUAACGCCGCGUUCCCAGGAUUUCAAUGCUUGGUACCUCGAUGUCAUUUCCCAGGCUGAGCUCGCUGAUUACGGCCCUGUUCGUGGUACCAUGGUUAUUCGACCAUACGGUUAUGCUAUUUGGGAAGCUAUUCAGGAUUAUUUAAAUAUUAAAUUCAAGGAAACAGGACAUAGCAACAUGUAUUUUCCACAGUUUAUACCAUAUUCCUUCAUAGAGAAAGAAGCCAGCCAUGUUGAGGGUUUCAGCCCAGAAUUGGCUCUUGUAACUGUUGGAGGAGGGAAAGAACUUGAAGAAAAACUUGUGGUUCGACCCACUAGUGAAACAAUAGUGAACCACAUGUUUACCCAAUGGAUUCAUAGUUAUCGUGAUCUUCCACUUAUGAUCAACCAGUGGGCAAAUGUCACAAGAUGGGAGAUGCGCACCAAACCCUUUAUCAGGACUCUUGAAUUUCUCUGGCAGGAGGGGCAUACUGCACAUGCCACUCUAGAAGAAGCAGAGAAGGAGGCAAUGCAGAUGAUUGAUGUGUAUACAAAAUUUUCUUAUGAAGAAGCUGCAAUACCUGUGAUUCCAGGUAGAAAAUCAAGGGUGGAGACAUUUGCAGGAGCAGAUAGAACUUACACCAUUGAAGCUAUGAUGGGUGAUCGUAAGGCCUUACAGGCUGGAACCAGUCACAAUCUUGGACAAAACUUUUCACGUGCUUUUGGAACACAGUUUGCUGAUGAAAAUGGACAAAGACAGCAUGUAUGGCAAACCUCUUGGGCUAUAAGCACCAGAUUUAUUGGUGGUAUCAUCAUGACACAUGGAGAUGAUGCUGGAUUAAUGCUUCCCCCAAGGUUGGCUUCUGUACAGGUGGUGAUUGUGCCAAUUUGGAAGAAGUGUAAUGAAAAGAAGGAAGUUCUUGAUGCUGCAGUGUCUAUUAAAGAUGUUCUUCAUACCGCUGGGAUUAAAGUGAAGCUAGAUGAUUCUGAUCAAAGAACACCAGGAUGGAAAUUUAAUUUCUGGGAAAUGAAGGGUGUUCCUUUAAGAAUUGAAAUUGGUCCUCGUGAUGUUUCAAGUGGGAGUGUUGUUGUAUCUAGAAGAGAUAUUCCUGGAAAACCAGGGAAGGUUUUUGGAAUAUCUAUGGAACCUUCCGUUCUCAUACCUUAUGUCAAACAAAAGCUGGAGGAGAUCCAGUUAUCCCUUUUGGAUAAGGCCAAGUCAUUUCGAGAUAGCAACAUUGUGGAUGUGAAGUCAUAUGAUGAACUGAAAGAGGCAAUAUCACAGGGAAAGUGGGCAAGGGGUCCAUGGGUAGGAAGUGAUGAAGAUGAAUUGAAGCUGAUGAAGUUGCAAUUUUUGCUAAAUCUUACUGAUCAAUUACUUGUUAUUCACAACAAGCCGAAACAAUGGUGGACAUGAAAAAAAGCAUGAUGGAGAAAGAAAUCCAAACAGAAAGAUGUAAAGAGACUUUAAAGGGAAAGGGAAAAGGAAAGAAAGAAGAUAUCUUUGAAUUUUCUUUUUCAAAGUAAUGAUAAUAGAAUAAUUUGCUAGCUAGCAAAGACCCGUUUCUUUUCUUCUUCCUUUUUAAGUGUAAGACAGCAAUUAAUUUAUGGCACGAACAACAACCUAUGUAGUGUUUUUUCUUUUCAGAAUCUAUACCUUCUUACUUUAG
This is a messenger RNA of Lactuca virosa, 1919 nucleotides long. NCBI's taxonomy places the organism in Eukaryota, Viridiplantae, Streptophyta, Magnoliopsida, Asterales, Asteraceae. The record is from the annotation of a GenBank genome assembly.